AUGAGAGCACUCCACCCAUUCUCAUUGGUUACGGAAGUCUCCGAUAAGAAGUUCUCGACAAGCUGGCAGCCUAGCCGGCGAAGCGGAUACAGCAAAGUAGCAUCUACUGUAUCUCAAUCUUCAGUCACGAGUCAUCCCUCCCCCGUUGCUCAGACAGCCCCGCCAGUUGAGGACAAAAUCGGAUCCUCACGAAAGGGCCAGCCCCAAUCCCAAGCUGAUGACAUGAUAUCUGCACUGCCGUUGAUUCGACAUCUUCGCCUGGAUGGAAAAGUCUCCCAAACAUCUGAGGAAUCGCCGAUCUACAAGGAAGUCCGCCCAUAUCGAACUCUGCAUCCCGCUGCACGACCCAGUCACCUCGUGGCAGGAUCCUUAUUUACCGCAGAAAAGCUUCCUUCCGACCCAUAUUUCUUCAUUCCAUCGUUGCAGGGCACUCAGCAGAAAAGUCUGCAAGAUCGCCGGGUGAUUGCAACAUGCUAUGUGGGGCCAUACCUUUGUGGUCACGCCGGCUACGUACAUGGUGGCCUCCCCUUCCUGUUAUUUGAUGAUGUAUUUGCCUGCUGUGCCGGGAUGCUCUUCGAAAGCGGAGUGGCAAUGACAGCAAAGAUGAACAUUGACUUUCUAAAACCCGCAAUUCCCAAUCGAGUCUAUGUGUAUCGGGCGGAGAUUACUAAAACUGAAGGACGAAAAGCAUGGGUUAGGGGGCAAAUGCGCUGUAUCAAUGCUUUUACUGUUGAUGAGAUGAGGGCUCGACAGAUGCCUAUGAGUGAUGCGCUGAGCACAGAGGAGAAAGAGUCUGUCUUAGUCGCCGAAGCUGCUGCUUUGUUUGUCGAGCCUAGAUUUGGAAAGGCAAGCUCCCAUACCACUUUGCUGACCUUGGCGGAUAUGGCUGAUCUUGAUUUUAGUCGAUGGGAUCUCUUUUUUCUUGUGGUCGUCAACGCCAUUUGUGAGGUUAGGAUUGUUGGGUUCCAGGCUUGCCGACCAAUCGCCUGCCGCCUGCACCGCAAAUCCAUCAUCUUCCCCCCCACUUCUUCUCCAUCUCCUGGUCGUAGCGGCGCCAAUUGGGGCACAGAUCCAUCGUCAUCCUCCUCCCAUCCUUCUCCAUCGCUGUCUGGUAGCGGUACCAGUUGGGCCGCCCGCACCUCAGAUCCAACGUCAUCCUCCUCCCCUUCUUCUCCAUCUCUUGGUCGUAGCGGCGCCAAUUGUGCAUCCAAAAGCCUUGCGAACCCGGGCAAAAGGGUGUCAUCUAUGACGUUCCUUAGGACUACACCAAGCGGUGUUUGA
Messenger RNA from Penicillium canariense, 1281 nucleotides. RefSeq names its product PaaI family thioesterase. The record is from RefSeq and is a predicted model, not a curated record. NCBI's taxonomy places the organism in Eukaryota, Fungi, Ascomycota, Eurotiomycetes, Eurotiales, Aspergillaceae. Bases 1 to 1281 code for a protein of 426 amino acids. The transcript is spliced from 2 exons.